AAGACUUCUCGAUCUUUUCACCCAUCACCUUUGUCUUUUAUAAAGUUCAUCACUUUCACUUCUCACUUUCCUAAAAAACAGAGCAAAAAAGAGAGAUGAAGAGCCAAAUACUCUGUUUCACCACUCUGUUCAUAGCUAUCUUCACCUCUCAAACCACCACCAAUGCUUACAACUUCAAAUUCGCAUCCUUUGGUGGUAACGGCACCAAUCUAAUAUCAUUCCACGGAGACGCUGAGUAUGGUCCUGACCACUCCGGAGCCAUCGCACUGACCCGAGACAACGUCCCCUUCUCUCACGGCCGAGCUAUUCUCAACACUCCAAUCACUUUCAAGUCUAACGCUACAGCUCUUUACCCUUUCAAAACCUCUUUCACUUUCUCCAUUACUCCUAAGACAAACCCUGCUCAAGGCCACGGCCUCGCCUUCGUCGUCGUACCGGCAAACCAACACGACGGUUCCGGUUUAGGAUACCUCAGUCUUGUGAACCGGACCAGCAACGGUAAUCCUAAUAACCACCUCUUUGCUGUCGAGUUCGAUGUCUUUCAGGACAAAAACCUCGGUGACAUGAACGAUAACCAUGUCGGAGUCGACAUUAACUCGGUUGAUUCGGUGGCUUCUGUCAAAUCCGGUUACUGGGUUAUGACAAGAAACGGUUGGUUGUUCAAAGAUUUGAAGCUGAGUAGUGGAGAUAGAUACAGGGCUUGGAUUGAGUACAGCAACAACCACAAAAUCAUCUCCGUCACCGUUGGUUUGGCGCAUUUGAAGAAACCGAACCGGCCUUUGAUUGAAGCAAAAUUCGAUCUUUCCAAUGUAGUUCACGACCAAAUGUAUACCGGUUUUGCCGGUUCGAUGGGCCGUGGUGUCCAGCGUCACGAGAUCUGGGACUGGACUUUCCAGAACUGAACAAUACCGGUUCGGUUUGGUUCGAGAUCAUCGGUUUUGUUUCUGGUUUUCUAUAUGUCGUGACUUCAGGCUUUGUAUUGAAGUGGAAAUAAAUGCUCAGUUUUAUGGCUUACCGACAUUGUGAUGAAUUAUUGUUGUCAGAA
Molecule: messenger RNA, 1045 nt
Organism: Capsella rubella
Lineage: Eukaryota; Viridiplantae; Streptophyta; Magnoliopsida; Brassicales; Brassicaceae
Product: lectin-like protein At1g53070
Exons: 1
Coding region: 96-902 (268 amino acids)
Molecular function (GO): carbohydrate binding
Source: RefSeq, a predicted model, not a curated record